AUGAAGAAGAAAAGCUUCCCAACAAUGACGAAAAUACCCGAAGAAGAAACUGAAAACGAGGGAAUACCACAGAAGGAAAUGGCAAAAGUUCCACAACCAAAACCGAGGCAAAGCCUGAGACUGGAAUCAAAAGGGAAGUCGAGAUUGCCCAGACAGUAUCUCGCCACCGAUGGGCCUAAUGGGGAUCCCAUGACGAAGAAGGGAAAAGACGAAGUCGUCCUUAGGGAAUGUAAGUGUACAAAGGCAGAACAACCGAGAAAACUCGUCGAGACCGCCAUAAAAGCUACAGUAACCAAACCUCCGUGUGAGCGGGGAUCUUACAGGGGACCUAAGCCAGAUGUCCCACCGAAACCCCGAUUUUGUACCAAGACACAAGCAGAAUCGGAAAAGAAGUCGACAGUCUUCCCGCCAAAACAGAAACUCCCCGUCAAGAAAGUAAGUCAACCCUCACAGGGAACAUCAACAGGAGAACAUCUUUCAGCUUUUACACCACCAACUAAGCGAGCCUUACCCAGGGUGAGAAUUUCUUCCCCACCAGAACCUAUCGGGGAACCUCCUACACCGGACGAACCCGCUAUCCGGGUUUAUGCACCAAGCCCAAGAAGUCCCAGACCAGCCUCCGAGGUUUCAAGUCUGUCCGAUUUUUCAGACGAAGAGCCCGAACUGGUUACAUUGGCAGCUAUGCAACCUUCCCUGGAGGUAAAACCACUUGGGGAUUUGUUCCCAACAAAAUGCGCUGAGGUUGGGCGGCCCAUAACCUUGAAAAGAGUUGUCUUACCUCCACCAGAACCUUUAACCAAGGCUCCAAUCCCUUCUCGUUCUAGAAAAGAACUAGCGGAGUCUAGUGGGAAACCUUUCCCGAAAGGGAAAGUUCCAGAAAAAUGGAAGGAAAAGCGCAUAGUAACAUCCGCUAGCGCCACGACAGUCCUUCUGCUUCCUCCACCCGAACCAACUGCCCCGGCCCCAAGGGGGAAGCCCCCAGAUGCCCAGGUGAUUCCCGCCGAACCGUCAGCACCUAAGAAGACAAGGUCGAGGCAUACUGCACAUUGCAUCUAUAACAAGAGAGGCGGUAGAAAUUACUGGGCCGCAAAAUUGCUCCAAAUACUUUGA
Molecule: messenger RNA, 1110 nt
Organism: Cylicostephanus goldi
Lineage: Eukaryota; Metazoa; Nematoda; Chromadorea; Rhabditida; Strongylidae
Source: the annotation of a GenBank genome assembly